AUGUUUCUUAAUACUCUCGCUUUCGCCACUUUUCUCUUUUUGUCGAGUUGCAGGGCACUCAGAUAUGAUCCAGCUUUCCUUCAGUAUAAUCUCAACCAGAACCAAACAGCAGAGAAUCCGCUCGACUACUGGGGAGAAUGGAUAGACCAUCAGUACCACCCCUCGCCGUCGAACUGGCGGUUUCCCUUCUACACCCUGUUUCUCGACAGAUUCGUCAAUGGCGACCCGAGCAACGAUAAUAUCAAUGGGACAGCAUAUGAACAUGACCUGAACUCCAACCAGAUGCGCCAUGGUGGUGAUCUUCAGGGUCUUGUUGACACGCUUGACUACCUCCAUGGGAUGGGUGUCAAGGCAUUGUAUAUUGCCGGCUCUCCCUUCAUAAACACUCCAUGGGGUUAUGACCAAUACUCCCCCCUCGACCUCUCCGUCCUGGACCAGCAUUUCGGUACUAUUGACAUGUGGCGAGCUGCGAUAGAAGAAAUCCACGCUCGUGGUAUGUACGUCAUCCUGGACAAUACAUUCGCUACUCUUGGGGAUCUCAUCGGAUUUGACGGGUACCUCAAUACAACGACACCUUUUACGCUCGCGGAGCAUCAAGUGCAGUGGAAGUCAGACCGCCAGUACCAUGACUUCCACUUCGGGAAUAAUUACAACAAGACAUGCCAAUAUCCAAAGUUUUGGCUGGAGACGGGAUUUCCGGUUGGUGAAGAUGUGACAAGCCAAAUGGUCGGCUGCUAUGACAGCGAGUUUGACCAGUAUGGCGAUACGGAGGCCUUUGGUGUCUUCCCCGACUGGCGUCGUGAGCUGUCAAAAUUCGCUUCCGUCCAAGAUCGUUUACGUGAAUGGCACGAACCUGUCCGCCAAAAGCUUGAGAACUUCUAUUGUAUGAUGAUUGCGCAGCUUGAUAUUGACGGAUAUCGAUACGAUAAGGCCACACAGUCCACGGUUGACGCCAUGGGUUCUAUGAAUGAUGCUAUGCGCCGGUGUGCUCGACGAUUCGGCAAAGAGAAUUUCUUCACCCCUGGUGAGAUUACUGGCGGAAACGUCUUCGGUUCGAUCUUCUUGGGUCGUGGGAGACAGCCUGACAUGAUUCCCGAGAAUUUGACCAUGGCCGCCACAAUGACCAACAACUCUGCAGACAAAUAUUUCCUGAGAGACCCCGAACACGGUGCCCUCGAUGCUGCCGCCUUCCAUUACACAGUCUAUCGCACCCUGACACGUUUCCUGGGCAUGGACGGUAACCUGGAGGCUGGUUAUGAUGCUCCUCGCAACUUUGUGGACAUGUGGAAUACCUUUUUGCUCACGAAUGACUUCGUCAACCCUAACACUGGGAAGGUUGACCCCCGGCACAUGUAUGGAGUCACAAAUCAAGAUGUCUUUCGGUGGCCAGCCAUCACCAACGGUAUCCAUCGCCAGUUGUUGGGUCACUUCAUUACCACAAUCCAUAUGCCCGGCGCCCCACUCCUGCUAUGGGGCGAGGAGCAGGCAUUCUAUAUACUGGAUAACACGGCGUCAAACUACAUCUUCGGUCGACAAGCUAUGUCUUCAGCGACUGCCUGGCAAACUCAUGGUUGCUAUUAUCUCGAUUCCACACAAUUCUUCCACAUGCCGCUGAAUGCAUCGCGUCAUGGCUGUCAGGACGAUACAGCUAGCUAUGACCACAGGGACCCGUCACAUCCUGUACGCAACAUUAUUCAUCAUAUGAACCAACUGCGAGAACAAUUUCCGGUCCUGCAGGAUGGGUUUUUCUUGCAACAAUUGUCGAACCAGACCCAACAGAUCCAGUACCCUGGUUCGGGUAACGUGACAACAGAGACCGGCAUGUGGUCAGUCAUGCGUUCUCCGUUCCCCGGCAUACAAAAUCUUGGUGAUACGGGCGCAGGCAACCUUCCUGUCUGGCUACUCUACUCGAAUGCGAAUGCAUCGACCGCGUAUACAUUCGAUUGCAACAACAAUGAUACGGAUCUGAAUACUACCAGUUUAAUCGCUCCAUACGAUGCCGGCACGACCGUUAAGAAUCUGUUCUAUCCUUACGACGAGCAGACUCUCAUGAACAGUGUCCAUCGCUUGGGAAUUAACGGAUCUACAAACCCGAAUGGUUGUUUGAGCAGCCUGCGUAUGGCCGCUUACGACUUUAGAGCCUAUGUUCCGUUAGAUCAAUGGGUAGGCCCGAAACCGAUGAUUACCAAGUUUGCCCCUGGCCACGAUGCGCGUAUCGAAUCUACAGUUGGCGCGAACGGCACGGAGUCAGUCAACAUCGAGCUUCAAUUCUCGUUGGAAAUGGACUGCGAUAGCGUUACAAACGGCAUUGCGUUCAAUUCCACUACCGAACUCGGAACGACUCCCACCAUCGACCAAGGCAGUGUGCAAUGCACUAAUCUUGCAGAACCUCAAGCUCCUCCUUAUGUGGGCGCGAUAGCAUCGACCUGGUCCUGGUCUGCCACGCUAAACAAUGUGGCUCACGGGAUACACGCAAUCUCUGUCCGCAAUGUAUCAUCUCAGGCGGGAGAGCCUACGAACGCUGUUGAUCGUUUCCUCUUCCGUAUCGGGCAGAGGGACAAUCCGAUUGUAUUCACCAGGACCGCGAACUACUCGUCCAGCCUUGUCAAUAAGAGUAAGAACGGCUCCCUGGUCAUUGCCCACGCAGCGGCUGGCGCAGACAAAUGGCGAUACUCUACAAACUGGGGAUCGUCUUUCUCGGGUUGGAUGCCUUAUGUGGGCGGAGAAUCCCAGAUUGAAGAGCAGGCUUGGACGGGAACCAAACUGCAGUCCUGGAAAGGUACGCACGUCCGUGUGGAGUAUUUCAGUCGCUUGGCCGGCAGUAGCGACCACAUCCAGGAGGGCGAUGUCGGCUUCAGUACUCCCCGGAGGUUUCCUCAUCUUUUCUUGAAUGGGCCGUACAACCAGUACGGAUACGAUGCUGGUCUCGACAACGAAAUGAAGCUCGAAGGCAAUUCAACAUGGUCCCAUCAUUUCAUGACUGAAUGGAGUCUGUCGGGUGCGCUUGCCCAAAUCAAUGUCUGGGGUCUCAAUCCAGAUGGCAAACCCGAUCAAACAAUUGUGAUGGGUGAUGCCGAUGGAGACUCAGUUCUCGACCGUCUUCCUCCCUCGUCGCUCGCCGCAGUCGUCCUGAACAUUACUCAGCCACCUCCAAAGCCACAUCUCGGAUGGAGAAUUGUCAUAGAUGAUGGCAGUCUGCAUUUCGAACUGUUACCGUCCGGAAAUAUGUGGACUCAACUUAUCCUCUACGUGCUCCUAUGGACCGUCCCAGUCAUCACAGCAGCCUUUGGCGUGUGGUCAUUUAUGCAAUCCUUUUACCAAAUCAAGUUUAACGAGAUUGGCAUAUCAGAGAAGACUGGAUUGAUCCCAGCGGUUUUCAAGAAACAGUUCAAAAAGCUAGUCGACGAGGAAUCAUCCCCAGGCAUCCUGACGAAAUUCUCCCGCAAACCAAAGUUUCUGCAGCCAUCGGACAACGUUAUCGACCAGCAGAAAAGACGCACGGUUCUGAUCGCAACAAUGGAGUAUGACAUUGAAGACUGGGCUAUCAAGAUCAAGAUCGGAGGUCUCGGUGUCAUGGCACAGCUGAUGGGAAAGAACCUUGGUCACCAAGAUCUGAUCUGGGUUGUGCCCUGUGUUGGAGGCGUCGACUAUCCGGAGGACCAAAAAGCGGAUCCGAUGACGGUCACAGUCCUUGGCAAGCCAUAUGAAGUCCAAGUCCAGUAUCACGUUCUACGCAAUAUCACUUACGUGCUGCUCGAUGCGCCUGUCUUUAGGCAGCAAACCAAGGCAGAGCCUUAUCCACCUCGCAUGGAUGACCUUUCUUCAGCCAUUUACUAUUCGGCGUGGAAUCAAUGCAUUGCCCACGCCCUCAAUCGCUUUCCCGUGGAUCUGUAUCACAUCAACGACUACCAUGGCUCGGUUGCUCCACUCUAUCUGCUCCCGAGAACAAUUCCCGCUUGUCUGUCUCUGCACAAUGCCGAAUUCCAGGGACUAUGGCCGAUGCGAACAAAGCAGGAACGGGACGAGGUGUGCUCUGUCUUCAAUUUGUCACCUGAACUUGUACAGCGGUACGUCCAGUUUGGCGAAGUAUUCAACCUUCUCCACGCCGGAGCCUCGUAUUUGAGAGUCCACCAACAAGGAUUUGGAGCAGUGGGUGUGUCCAAGAAAUAUGGAAAGCGGUCAUAUGCCCGAUACCCCAUCUUCUGGGGUCUUAAGAAGGUCGGCAAGCUGCCCAAUCCCGACCCGUCUGAUACUGGCGAGUGGGAUAAAAAACUUCCCAACGAAGCCGAUAUCCAGGUCGACCCAGAGUUUGAGGCCGCGCGGCCUGAAUUGAAGCGUCAAGCUCAGGAAUGGGCUGGCCUCGACCAAAAUCCAAACGCCGAGUUGUUUGUUUUUGUCGGACGCUGGUCUAUGCAAAAAGGUGUGGACUUAAUUGCAGACGUCUUCCCGUCGAUCCUGGAGUCAAAUCCAAACGUACAGCUCAUCACCAUCGGACCUGUCAUCGAUCUGUACGGGAAAUUCGCUGCACUCAAAUUAGAUCGAAUGAUGCAGCUCUAUCCUGGCAGAGUCUUUUCCAAGCCAGUCUUUACAGCUCUGCCUCCAUUCAUCUUCUCCGGGGCUGAGUUUGCGCUUAUUCCUUCGAGAGACGAACCCUUUGGGCUCGUCGCCGUCGAAUUCGGUCGCAAAGGUGCCUUGGGAGUAGGAGCCAGAGUUGGAGGACUAGGUCAAAUGCCGGGUUGGUGGUAUACUGUUGAGUCUACUACCACUGCACAUCUGCUGCAUCAGUUCAAGCAGGCCAUCCACGAAGCCCUCAGCUCGAAAACGGAGAUUCGGGCCUUGAUGAGGGCUCGAUCGGCCAAGCAGAGAUUUCCAGUGGCACAAUGGGUCGAGGACCUCGAAAUUCUGCAGUCUACGGCUAUCCGUAUCCACGACAAGGUCGAAGCCACCGGGCGUCAUACUUCUGCAGGGUAUCUUCUGGGAUCGUCUGUCUGGAACACUCCUGGUGGAUCGGGUGCAGUCACACCAGCUGGUUUCCACACUCCAACGUUUGGCCAUUCGCGGUUGACAAGCUCCGCAGCCUUGCAUUCCCUCACCACUCGUCUCAGGAACCUGGGUCACAGUCGGGAACCAAGCCAGGAUAUCCCAGCUGACCGUCCCACCUCUAGCCAUUCCCGGGCGGCUUCUGGCCUGUCGCGUUCAGCAUCCCUUGGGUCGCGCAGAGGUCCUGGUCAUGUCGAGGCCCAAGAUGAACACGACGGAGAAGAUUCACACAUGCCCGCAGUCCUUCCACCGGUGCCUGAUGUUGAAGGAGACGACACUGGACUGGGAAUGUCUGCCAUGCAGAACCCGAACGAGAAUCUGGACGAAGACGACGAAGACAUGGAUAGUGAUUUCGAGGAUGAUGAUGGAGAAGGUAUUACGAUACCUGCUCAGACACCCGGGCGGUAUCAGCGGCUGGCUGUGAAUGACGAUUCCCCUUACUCCGCACAAUCGAAUCAUACCCGCCGAUCAAGCAGAACAGUGGGACUGGAACUCACUCCCUUACCAAACAGUCCAAGUCACACUGCUCAUUCGCCUGAGCAAGGCACGCCUAGACCAGAAUCAGGGCUCCUCAUUCCACCACCCGCUUUCACUGACAACAACCGCGUCUCGAGUACCAACUCGCUGCUCUCCAUGAACAGUAUAGUUGGGGAAAAGACCGACUUCCAACUGCAGAAGGUUGACCCAUUCUUCACGGAUAGCAAUGGCGAGUUUGCCAAAGCUUUUGAGAAGAGACUCGAAGAUCUUAAAGGGAGCAACUCGGAGUCUACGGCGUGCAUUGAAGAGUUCCUGAUCAAGUCAGAGAAGCAAUGGUUUGACACUUUCCGCAAUGUCAAACUUGGAAGGCAUACAGCUGCUCCCUCUGGUCGCACGAGCUUCCACACCAACCGCGACUCUCGUCCAACUUCAGCUGCCCCUUCUAUCUAUGGGGGCAACACCGACCCCGACUCUCAGCCCGAUCCAAACAACCUAGCCGAAGAGUUUUUGCUAGGAAAGGACUACAAACCGCCAACUGGCCUGAGGAAAUGGAUGCAAUUGCGAAUUGGAGAUUGGCCGGUAUAUGCCUUUUUCAUGGGCUUUGGACAAAUCAUUGCGGCCAACUCCUACCAGAUCACUCUCUUGACCGGAGAGGUUGGUCAAACAGCAUCAAAGCUCUACGCAGUUGCCUCGAUCUAUCUCGCCACGUCGAUUUGCUGGUGGCUCCUUUUCAGGCGGUUCCAGUCCAGACUUUGCCUGUCCUUGCCAUUCUUCUUCUACGGGCUGGCAUUCAUUCUGAUCGGAACUGCCCAUUAUGGCUCUACCAUCAGCGGCCGGGGAUGGAUUCAGAACGUGGGAACUGGCAUGUACGCGGUGGCUUCGUCAUCAGGCUCCAUCUUCUUUGCUCUCAACUUUGGCGACGAAGGCGGCGCCCAGGUCAAAGCUUGGGUGUUCCGAGCCUGCGUGAUCCAAGGUACCCAGCAAAUCUAUGUCGUGGCCUUGUGGUACUGGGGUGCACAUCUCAAUCAACGCAUGGUCGACGCCCUCGUCACCACCCCCGACCCCAUUUCCUCGACCUGGAAAAUCACCGCCAUCACCCUUCCGAUCGCCAUUCUCCUCUGGUGCAUUGGGCUGCUGAUGUGGUUCGGUCUACCCAACUACUACCGACAAGCUCCUGGUAAAAUGCCGAGCUUCUACAGGAGCUUGCUGCGCCGCAAAAUUGUCCUCUGGUUCUUCGUGACCGUCCUCAUCCAGAAUUUCUUCUUGUCAGCGCCCUAUGGCCGCAAUUGGUCAUUCCUCUGGAGUAGCUCGCACGCCAAGACGUGGCAGGUCCUACUGCUUGUCGCCCUGUUCUUCAUCGGUGUCUGGGCGGGUCUUUUGUGGCUGUUUGGUGUGCUUUCCAAGUCGCACAGCUGGAUCCUGCCGCUGUUUGCCAUCGGUCUUGGAGCACCCCGCUGGGCCCAGAUCUGGUGGGGCACCAGCAACAUUGGUCUUUAUCUUCCCUGGGCGGGCGGCUACACAGCUUCGGCUCUCGCUUCCCGCGCGCUGUGGCUGUGGCUCGGGACCCUCGACGCCAUCCAAGGCGUGGGAUUGGGUAUGAUUCUCCUCGCCACACUGACGCGGGUGCACGUCGCAUUCACUCUCGUGACGGCACAAGUUCUUGGUUCGGUUGCUACAAUCGUAGCCAGGGCUGUGGCCCCUAACAAGAUCGGGCCAGGGCCUAUCAGCCCGGACGUCAGUGGAGGAGUGGGUUCGAUCUGGCAAGCCUGGUUUUGGAUCGGACUGGUUGCCAAUCUGGCCAUCUGUGUCGGGUAUUUCAAGUUCUACCGCAAGGAGCAAUUGAGCAAGCCAUAA
Molecule: messenger RNA, 7371 nt
Organism: Fonsecaea multimorphosa CBS 102226
Lineage: Eukaryota; Fungi; Ascomycota; Eurotiomycetes; Chaetothyriales; Herpotrichiellaceae
Exons: 3
Coding region: 1-7371 (2456 amino acids)
Biological process (GO): fungal-type cell wall (1->3)-alpha-glucan biosynthetic process
Cellular component (GO): fungal-type cell wall
Molecular function (GO): alpha-1,3-glucan synthase activity
Source: RefSeq, a predicted model, not a curated record